Molecule: messenger RNA, 830 nt
Organism: Euleptes europaea (tarantolino)
Lineage: Eukaryota; Metazoa; Chordata; Lepidosauria; Squamata; Sphaerodactylidae
Gene: PRTFDC1
Product: phosphoribosyl transferase domain containing 1
Exons: 9
Coding region: 12-710 (232 amino acids)
Biological process (GO): purine ribonucleoside salvage
Molecular function (GO): hypoxanthine phosphoribosyltransferase activity
Source: RefSeq, a predicted model, not a curated record
CCCUUCGGAAGAUGGCCGGGUUGAGCAGCGCGAGGAGCCCCGCGGCGGCGGCGGCGGGACGCAGCGGCCGAGGGGUCGUGAUUUCAGAUGAUUGGCCGGGAUAUAGUUUGGAUCUCUUCACGUAUCCACAGCACUAUUAUGGGGAUCUUGACUAUGUGCUCAUUCCACAUGGGAUCAUUGUGGACAGGAUAGAACGUUUGGCCAAAGAUAUCAUGCAAGAUAUUGGAUACAAUGACAUUGUGGUUCUCUGUGUACUUAAAGGUGGCUACAAAUUCUGUGCUGACCUUGUGGAACAUAUUAAGAAUCUCAGUAGAAAUUCAGAAAGGUUCAUCUCCAUGAAAGUUGACUUUGUCAGAGUGAAAAGUUACUGUAAUGACCAGUCUAUGCAAGAUACACAGAUAAUCGGGGGAGAGGACUUUCCAAAGUUGACAGGAAAGAAUGUAUUAAUUGUGGAGGAUAUUGUUGGAACUGGAAGGACAAUGAGAGCUCUCCUCAACAACAUUGAAAAAUACAAGCCCAAAAUGAUUAAGGUAGCAAGUUUGUUGCUGAAAAGAACAUCUCAGCCUGAUGGGUACAGACCUGAUUAUUAUGGAUUUGAAAUUCCGGAUUUAUUUGUGGUGGGCUAUGCCUUAGACUACAAUGAGCACUUCCGAGAUCUAAAUCACAUAUGUGUUAUCAAUAACCACGGCAAAGCCAAGUACAGAGUCUAAAGAAGUAGUUUGCCGGCCUGAACUGGAAUUUCGAUAGGAUCUCCUGAAGAACAAUUCAACUGACAUUCAUCUCACUCAUCCUGGACUAAAAAAGUGGUAUUUCCCAUGACCAACCCCCUC